Parnassius apollo (apollo) is the source of this 564-nucleotide messenger RNA. NCBI's taxonomy places the organism in Eukaryota, Metazoa, Arthropoda, Insecta, Lepidoptera, Papilionidae. The record is from the annotation of a GenBank genome assembly.
AUGACGGCAAAGUUCGGCUAUGUUACCACAGCUUGCCGUCUCUGCGAAGAUAUUGUGCCUCCUGAUGGUGGUGAUCUGCGGUGCGGUGCCAUCGAUGGUCCGGUCGGUACGUCUCUACAGCCAGUGCUCGCAUAUGUACGUCAACGUGUUCCGCAACGGCACCGUCAUGGCCCGCUCCGAUGGAAACGACCAUCCGAAUCUCACCAUCAGCACGCGCGGCGUCAAUCUAGAACUGCUCAUUCACUCACCCGUACAGGACAUGUACCUCUGCUUCAACCGCUCUCGACUUGUAGGCAGACGUUUGUCCCGAUUCCAAGCGGAGAGACAGCCCAGCUGCCUAUUCAAGGAGGAGUUUGUGGACGGCUACAGCACAUUUCACCUGGUGAGAAACGACGACCGAUACAUAGGGUUCAAUCGGCGGGGUGUUCAGUUGCGACGCCUGAAGAGUCGCCUCUCCGAGCGCGCACACAAGUGCUUCGCCUUCAUGAAGGAGAAUCAAGACUUCGAUAUAAACAGGCACAACAACAUGGUAGCGGCGGAUUUGCCAAGACGUCCGCAGCGUAG